Molecule: messenger RNA, 1566 nt
Organism: Branchiostoma belcheri (Belcher's lancelet)
Lineage: Eukaryota; Metazoa; Chordata; Leptocardii; Amphioxiformes; Branchiostomatidae
Product: orexin receptor type 1-like
Exons: 7
Coding region: 1-1566 (521 amino acids)
Biological process (GO): feeding behavior; G protein-coupled receptor signaling pathway
Cellular component (GO): membrane
Molecular function (GO): orexin receptor activity
Source: RefSeq, a predicted model, not a curated record
AUGUCCGAGGACGUGUACCCCACCUGGCUGCUGCUGCCCACCCCUCCUGACUAUGAUUUUGAGAGCUAUCUGCUGGACUACCUGUACCCGAAACACUACGAGUGGGCGCUGAUCGUGGGCUACAUUCUCGUCUUCUUACUGGCUCUCAUUGGCAACGGACUCGUUUGCUUCGUGGUGGCCAGGAACAGCCACAUGCGGACGGUGACGAACUAUUUCAUCGCGAACCUGUCGGCAGGGGACCUGCUGGUCACCAUCAUCUGUCUGCCGCCCACCCUGGUGGUGGACAUCAUGGAGACAUGGUUCUUCGGAGAGACCAUGUGCAAGAUCAUACCCUACUUACAGAUGGUGUCCGUGUCCGUUUCGGUCCUGACCCUUUGCGCAAUCGCAGUAGAGCGCUGGUACGCCAUCGUCCAUCCUCUGAAGUUCAAGAGCACCAACGCGCGUGCGCGCACCAUCAUCUGCCUGAUCUGGGUGGUGUCGCUAAGCAUCAUGGCCCCGCUGGUGCCCAUGUACAAAACCAGCCGCUUCUACCCGGAACACAAGACAGACCUCAUGACGGUGUGCGACGAGCACUGGCCAGAUCCCAUUUACGGAAAGAUCUACCACGCCGCGAUCGUGAUGGUGCUGUUUGGGAUCCCGAUCGUCCUCAUGAUGGUGUCCUACUGUAUGAUCGUGUGGAAACUCUGGAGCGACCAGGUGCCAGGCAUCUCGAGUUCCACCAGCCUGCGAGCUCCCAGCCGCUCCAGCGACUCCCAGCGCAUCAAGACCCCGGUCAGCCGCUCCACCUCGGACAACAUCGUGCUGUCGACGUCAUCUUCGGCCGCGGCAACCGUCGUGACGGCCUCGUCGUCCUUCCACUCGGGAACUGGCUCCAUCGCCGACAAGACGGCUGAGAACACGGUGCAGUCCCGCCGCAAGGUGGCGCGCAUGCUGGUGGCCGUGGUGGUCGUGUUCGCGAUCUGCUACAUCCCGCUCAUGAUCCUCACCUUCCUGAAAAGAGUGUACGGGUUCUUCGACGUCACGAACAACAGACAGGGUGUGUACGCCGCCUUCAUGGUGUCCCACUGGCUCCUGUACCUGAACAGCGCCAUCAACCCGCUCAUCUACAACUUCAUGAGUGAGAAAUUUAGAAGCGAGUUCAAGGCGUCCCUGCCCUGCUGUUUUCCUGAGGCCGCUCGGAAGAAGAGGGAGGCGCGAGGCAUGACGGUCGGCAGACCGACAAUAUCCCGGAUGCACACCACAAGGACGACGGGAACGACCGAGCUGCUGAGCCGCUUCGAGUCCACCACCAGAUAUCCGAGCACCUACGAGUUCGCCUUCGCCAGGGAUCGGAACGAGUUCGGGUUGAGUCGGUUCGACACUCGACCGAUCCCGAAGAGCCCGAUUCUCCCACACGACACCAUGAAACCACGCGACCUGCCCAAGAGCACAUACGAGACGACUCAACAGGACACAGACUUACGAAUGAUCAGCGAGCACACAAGCGAACCGACUGCCGAACCAGCUGAAAUAUCUUGCAUCGUCCCUGCCCUUUGUACAAAUGACCUUCCAAAACAAAUUGAGUAA